This is a messenger RNA of Fusarium venenatum, 1740 nucleotides long. The record is from RefSeq and is a predicted model, not a curated record. NCBI's taxonomy places the organism in Eukaryota, Fungi, Ascomycota, Sordariomycetes, Hypocreales, Nectriaceae.
AUGCUUUUUCAUCUUCUCGGCGUGAUGAGCCUUGUCUCCGGCGUCGCCGUUGCUUCGAAGCCCAGCAAACCCAAUAUCAUUCUCAUCUUGACUAAUGAUCAGGAUGUCCACAUGCAAUCGAUGGACUAUAUGCCACUGCUCAAAACGUACAUGGUAGACAAAGGGACUCUGUAUAAGCGCCACUACUGCAUCAUGACUGGAAAGUUGGCGCACAACUCCAAUGUCACAGACAUGAUCCCACCCUAUGGUGAGUACUCCACUAAAUUCGCUUCAUAUAUUCAGGGGCUGAACGAUGAUUACCUACCCGUUUGGCUACAGGAUAACGGCUACAACACUUACUACACCGGAAAGUUGUUCAAUGCACACACUACAGAGAACUAUGACAAACCUCAUGCAGCCGGAUGGACUUCAUCAGAUUUCUUGCUUGAUCCGUUUACGCAUAGCUACUGGAAUGCUACGUGGCAGAAAGACUUCGAGAAACCUGUGAGCCGCGGAGGGUACUACAACACUGAUGAUCUAGCCGAUAAGACUAUCAACUACAUUCGGGAGGCCCAUGCCACUGGAAAACCUUUCUUUUUGGGAAGCGCUCCAAUUGCCCCCCAUGAUGAAGCCUGUAUCAAUCCAGAAGCACUGAAAGGAGCUAUCUCGCCAGAUUCACCUGAGGCUAGGCCGCAAAUCCUGCCUCCUUUUCCUGCCCUGCGGCACGAGAACAUGUUCGCUGGUCUCAAGGUGCCAAGGACUCCAAACUUCAAUCCGGACAAACCUAGUGGUGUCAACUGGGUGGCUCGGCUCCCGAGAUUGAACCAAACCAGUAUUGACUAUAACGAUAACUACUUCCGCCGGCGUUUACAAGCCCUCCAAGCAGUAGACGAAAUGGUGGAAAGAAUCGUUCAGGAGUUAGAGAAACUUAAUAUCGCAGAUAACACUUAUGUUAUCUAUACGACUGAUAACGGUUACCACCUGAGCCAAUAUCGGCUACAGCCAGGAAAGACAUGUGGAUUCGAAACAGAUAUCCACAUCCCUCUUUUAAUCCGUGGUCCAGGUAUACCAAAGGGUGCCAUUGUCGACGUCGUUACAAACCAUACAAAUCUUGUCCCAACCAUCUUCCGUAUGGCUGGUAUCCCGGCAAAGCCUGAAUUUGACGGUGUCGCAGUCCCGCUCACGAAUAACGAGAUUUUCAAGGGUCUCUCUGCGCGUGCCGAGCAUAUUGCCGUUGAAUACUGGGGUUUAUCGAUUGAUGAGAGCUGGAAUAGUUCGAUCUCACUUGGAAACACCUAUAAGGGCAUCCGCCUACAAAGCAAGGAUUACAGCUUCUACUAUGCUGUGCACUGUACUAAUGAGCACGAAUUAUACGAUAUAAGUGCCGAUCCUUACCAAAUCAAAAACCUUUUGCCAUCAGGCCCCAAUGGCACUGGGAUCGCCAUUACUGACUACAAUUCCACUACUAAAGUUUACAAUCGCCCUCCUGUCAACUUCAUUAGUCGGCUGGAUUCAAUGAUGAUGGUUAUGAAGAGCUGUAAGGGGAAAACAUGCCAGAACCCUUGGAGCACUUUGCGUCCCGAAAGUGAUGUUAGAUCUUUGGAAGAUGCUCUGGAUAAGAAGUAUGAUGACUUUUACCUUCAGUCAGCGAGGUCAAACUCUGUCAGGUUCUCUAUGUGUGCCAACGGAUAUAUCGUUGCAGUCGAAGGGCCUCAGAAUCCUCUGGUUUAUCAGACUGCUGAUUGGAGUGCAAUGACUUAG